This is a messenger RNA of Daucus carota subsp. sativus, 1230 nucleotides long. Its product is annotated as two-component response regulator ARR14. Gene Ontology annotation, biological process: phosphorelay signal transduction system; cytokinin-activated signaling pathway. The transcript has 8 exons. The record is from RefSeq and is a predicted model, not a curated record. NCBI's taxonomy places the organism in Eukaryota, Viridiplantae, Streptophyta, Magnoliopsida, Apiales, Apiaceae. Bases 1 to 1230 code for a protein of 409 amino acids. Gene Ontology annotation, molecular function: DNA binding.
AUGUUUAACGUUUUGGUGGUUGACGACGACUCGACAUGUUUAACUAUUCUCAGAGCAUUUUUACAGAAAUGGAAUUACGAAGUGACUGCUGUAAAGCAUCCAUAUGAUGCUCUGUGCGCGCUUCGGUUGAAAACGUAUGAUAUUGUCAUGUCUGAUGUGCAUAUGCCCAACAUGAACGGCAUUCAACUCCAGAAACAUAUAAACCAGGAAUUCCAGUUACCUGUCAUAUUGAUAUCAUCCGAUAGCCAAAAGCAAAUGGAGGGACUUCAAAACGGGGCAGUAUACUUCAUGGUAAAGCCUGUAGGAAUUGAUGAUGUGAAAAAUAUAUGGCAAUUUUCAGUCUGGUGGAAGAGCAAAAUAAAUAACAGUACUCUACCAAGAGAGAUCAAUAGUCAUUCUGAAGAGGAUUUAGUAAGAGAAACUGCAUUAUCUUCUGAUGAUAUUAUUAAUGCAAGGAGUGACAGAGUUGUCUGGUCAGGUGAUCUCCAUGAUCGAUUUGUGGAAGCUCUUAUCGUCCUCGAUGCUAAACCAAAAAAGAUUCUGGAAGUCAUGAACAUACCAGGACUUACUCGAGAGAAUGUGGCAAGCCACCUUCAGAAAUAUCGAAUGUUCGCGAGACGUAUUUUGGAUGGCGAUGAAACUGAGCUUAACAAUAGGCAAUGGUUCAAUUAUCAUUAUCACUCAAGUGUGGUAUCUGGAAAUCCACACUUAAUAUUAAUCAAUCAGCUCAGAGAUGAGCGAAGAACUCGCCAGUUGGCAGCCCCUGUUCCAGCUGGAGCUUCUUCAGGAAACAAUACAAAUAUUGGAAUGUGGCACUAUGGAGGAUUGGUUGGAGCAACUUACAAUAAUCAUAUCGGAACUUCUAGUUCUGCUCCCUUUGAUAAUUCUUACUCUAACCAGGCAUUCAAUAACGGCUGGCAGGAACUCAGUAACCUUUUCUUCGGACACAACACUAAUGGUGGUCAGCUAAGUAAUCAACUUGGUGCGGGUGCUGCACAAUUGACUUAUCAAAACAUUUUCACUGGUGCGGGUGCUGCACAAUUGACUGAUCAAAACCUUUUGACUGGUGCGGGUGCUGCACAAUUGACUGAGCAGAACCUUUUGACUGGUGCGGGUGCUGCACAAUUGACUGAUCAGAACCUUUUCACUGGUGUGGGUGCUGCACAACCGACUGAUCAAAACAUUUUCAGUGAACAGAACAUCAAUGGUGGUCAGGUAACUAAAGUAUGA